AUCCAUUCCUGUUGGAGAACAGCAGAGAGCGACACUGCAAGCAUCGCCAAGUGACGGGAUAUACAAACGCUUGGACGCGAGCGGCACCAAAGCUGGAAAAAGGAAUAUAGAGUGAAGAAGAUCUGCAAAGGAGGAAGAAUGGAUUGAGAAAACAAAACCAAAACCAAAAGCAUCGUGUUGCUUUCGGGGCUCUCCUCCGUCUCACCACUUCUGUUUUGGAGCAUCCCACAGUGAAAACACAUAUAUGUGAUAUAUAUAUACAACUCCUAUACAUAUAUAUCAAAUUAUGCCUGUUUUCAAAGAAGCUGCGGCCAAUUGAGAGUUUAUUUUUUUGGAAUAUUCUGCAUAUUGCAUCAUUUCUUUUGUCAAUUUUGCUCAGGUAGAAGAAAAAAAAGAAAAAAAGAAAAAAAAAAAGCAUGAUGUGAAACGGACGCAGCCCCCCCCCCCCCAAAAAAAGAGGCUUCUUUGAAAACAGGACAUGUUGUGAUGGCAGCAGUGCCGCAUCUCCCAUUGGCCUCGUCAACAACAAAGCCGGGGGUCUUUGAUUCGGACACAAACUUCAGCCAAAGUGCAAGAGAGACCCACUCUCUCUUGACCUCACGCUGACAUUUUGCGUCGCUUCCACAAAAAGAGCGACACUUGGCGAGGUACGUUUUUGUUUUUUGUUUUGAUUUGGUCAAAUAAAACGGAAAGAAAAUGAAUAGUUCACAGGUCGGUAAUUCCAUCCAGCAUCACAUCAUCUCCUCCUCUCUCCUCCCCAAGUAGGCUAAAUAGCCGGGCUCGGUUACAGAAAAGAGGGGUUCUGUGGCGGGAGAAGAGGUCAAAGCUGCAAAAAGGCCUGAAAGAAAAAGGAAAAUAGAUGCUUCCGGAGAGUCGUCGUCGUGGUAGGAUUACAGCUGGAUAAAUGCCUGUUGUUUCCUUUUGAAGAAAAAGCCGUGUUCACCUGUGGGUCUGCAAAGGAAAAAUACUGUGAGGAGAUGCCCACCACCAAGAUAAAAGAGGGUGCCCUCGUGCAGUGAUAUAGUCUCCCUUUUGUCGUGGUGUAGCAGCAUGUCUCAGGACUGAGGAAGCCCUCCCAAGAUGGGCGCUCGGCACUCUGUGAAUUGCAGAAGAGUCCCCCUGCUUCUUUGGCGUAUAGUGUGACUUCCACGGCCAGGCUGGACUCUCCUUUAUUCACCCCCCGAACUGGAGACGCACACCCCCGAGGAUUCGGAUUUGUUUACAACUGCUGGAUUCCCCCCCCCCCCCGAGGCUUUGUGAAAGGAGCAUUAAUGUUGGGUUUGUCUAUAACGAUUACACAUCGCUGAGGCAUCCCAAGACCAAGCAUCCAAGAUGUCUUCCUACAUGUCGGUCAGCUUCUCAGUGGCCAUUUUUCUGGCUUUGACCUCGCUGGGUGGACUAAACCAUCAAGUUUUGGCCCAAGCUCCUCCAAAUAACCAGACGACUGAGCGAUCGGUGUUACCAGAGGCUGCACUGCCGACACCAACUCCAAACAAAGAGGACCAGACAGUCCCAGGCGGGGCCAACCGGUGCUGGGGUUACUACGACGUCAUGGGCCAGUGGGACCCGCCCUUCAACUGCAACGCUGGGAUCUAUAGCUUUUGCUGCGGUUCUUGCUUCUACCGCUUCUGCUGCCAAUUCAAAAUCCACAGUUUGGAUCAGACUUCCUGUUCCAACUAUGACACGCCUGUCUGGGCAAACACAGGGCGACCGGAGGACCCUGUCACUGAGGUUCAACAGGAGCCGGACCGCGACCAAACCCAUAUGAUCGUGUAUAUUAUCUGUGGCGUGGUGGCCAUCAUGGUGCUCAUCGGGAUUUUCACCAAGCUGGGGUUGGAGAAGAGUCAGGGAGGACAGACGGACAUGACCAAUUCCAGGACUUUGACAGAGCUGCUGAAGCAGCCAGGCGAGGCGGGGAUUAUGGACGGAACCGGAAUCCACCACCCUGUAGGGACCAACGGUAUCUCGGCCAGGACGUUACGCUCCAACAACGAUCACAACCAUUUGAAUAAUGCAGCCUUGUCUCCCCUGGGACCUGCCAUGGCCUUGUCUCACCCUCACAACAACCUCGGCAUCGGCUUCAACAAGUAUUCCUCACUCAAGGGAGUGGACACAACCCCCAGAGAUUACUACAAGAGCUACCCCAUGGUGGACUACACCCACCGCCAGUCUCCUCCUACUUUCCAGCCAAUCAACUUCCACCCGAAGGAAAAGUCCUUCCUCCCACCGCCCGACAUCCACGCACCGCUGGCCAUCACCAUCAACGCUUCCCAGAUCCCCAAGCCCAAGAUCUCUAAAACCAACACCCACCCGCUGACGUCAGGCUCGGCCUUCAAAGCCUGGGACCCCAGUAAGAGCCACGCCCAGCGCCCUGCUGCGUCCCACAUGGGCCAGCAGCACCACCCCAUCCAGCAGGUGCACCACCAGCCGCUGCACCAGCCCAACAGCCGGCGCCAGGCCUACUCCAACAAGAGGCAGUUCAGCAUCGAGACGCUGCCCGAGCUCUUCUCCCAACCGCUGGCCUACGGCCACUCGCCGCAUGUGCACCCCAAGCACAAGGGACUUCCCACCAACAGCAAGACCGAGGUCACGGUUUGAACAUGAAGCGCCCAGAGAGAAAAGAAAUGCUCUUUUAUAUCCGCCGGGUUAACUGCAGGAGAGGCGAGCAAAUAUCGUUUUUUUGAACGGCCUUUUCCUUAUCAUUGUUGAUAACAACAACAUGGCUACUUUGUACAGCCAUUGGAACAAAACAGCCAGAGCAGACAAGCUGAGUUGUGGGCUGAAUCUUUAGUUCUCAGUGUGUUGGCACAGUUCUCAACUCCGCUCCCACCCCAAGCCAUUCAGCAUGGCUCUAUAUCAAGAAACCCCACCAGAGAUCACUUUCCAGAGAGGCUGCUAGGGCAGGGAGAACCGUGGCUUCUAACCACCAGAGACCAUGAAGUGGUCUUAUUGGUUCCCUCUGGGGGGGUUAGAGAAAAGCCUGGAAAGUCACACCAGAGAGCAGGAUGGGGGUUCUUUGCAUGAAAUAGGAGGAAUGCGAACUGUACACACUCAGUGAGAGAGAGAACACACACUUGCCACAGAGGAUUUCUGGCAGUCUCACAAACAAACAUGGAAUAUUGUUCUCUCAUCACACUGCCUCAAUAAAUAAGGGAAGAUCUCUCGUAGCAAACCUCAAUUCCAGUCAGCCCUCCCUUGUGUUCCGAAGGCUGAACACAUUUGCGACGUACAGAAACCGAGUAGAAGUAUUCCAGUACGAAGGCAAAGAGUUGAAAAGGGUUGUAGUGUAUUCACGGCAUCGCAAAGGGGAAACUUGGUUACUGUAUUUUGCGGGUUAAAGAGCGCACGAGUCAUCAAGCCGCACCCAGCAGAUGUUAGAAAAACAUUAUUUUACAUAUAUUCAUACUUGCCAACCCUCCCGGAUUUUCCGGGAGACUCCCGAAAUUCAGCGCCUCUCCCGAAAACCUCCCGGGACAAAUUUUCUACCCGAAAAUCUCCCGAAAUUCAGGCGGAGCUGGAAGCCACGCCCCCUCCAGCUCCAUGCGGACCUGAGUGACGUCGUGUGCGCAACACCACGUAAAUUGUUGGCCAACCAAAAAGUAACGCCAGUACGCUAUAGCCAACAUUCACCAGGAGAUGGCAACAGACAAACAUAGAUCACUCUAUUACAUUCCUCCCCUUUUAGAAAUGUACAGAAGUUA
Nerophis lumbriciformis (worm pipefish) is the source of this 3701-nucleotide messenger RNA. Its product is annotated as protein shisa-8. NCBI's taxonomy places the organism in Eukaryota, Metazoa, Chordata, Actinopteri, Syngnathiformes, Syngnathidae. Gene Ontology annotation, cellular component: dendritic spine membrane; postsynaptic membrane; AMPA glutamate receptor complex. Gene Ontology annotation, biological process: regulation of short-term neuronal synaptic plasticity; regulation of AMPA receptor activity. The record is from RefSeq and is a predicted model, not a curated record.